Molecule: messenger RNA, 363 nt
Organism: Volvox carteri f. nagariensis
Lineage: Eukaryota; Viridiplantae; Chlorophyta; Chlorophyceae; Chlamydomonadales; Volvocaceae
Exons: 3
Biological process (GO): regulation of angiogenesis
Cellular component (GO): cytoplasm
Source: RefSeq, a predicted model, not a curated record
GUACAUGUCGUACAGCAAGUAAUUAACUCCCUGCAGUACAACCACACUCCCGGUUAUUACUACAACGUAUCCAAGUCGCGGCCUUUCUCCCGCAUCAUGGACACCGCCAGGGAGGCGCUGAGGGUGGCAUUGCCCAUCAAAUGCCUCGAGGCUGUGUUUCUUGGCGCGCUGCUCACUGCCGGGUGGCUGGAUCUGGACAGGCUGCCGCUGGCAUUCAAGAGCACCGUACAGGGCCAGACGUACCGGCACAUCGUGUUGGUGGUGUACCACGCCCCCAGUCGCAAGUGGGGCGCGCUUGGGCUCAGCCGUCGGCCCGAGCUCAUGGACAAGGAGCUGGUGUACGACAGCCUGGCAGGCAGGAUC